AUGCUUGAAGGUCAAAUCCCAAAAUCUGUGUCCGAUCUGAGCCAUUUGCGCGUCUUAGUCCUUUAUGAAAAUAACUAUAGAGGAAGCCUUGAUAAGUUGUUUGUAAAUAGUACAUCCGGAAAAGGAAUAUUGGAAUCACUCCAAGUUCUGGACUUAGCUUAUAAUAAACUCAGUGGAUCAUUGCCCGACCUGAGAGCAUUUUCUGCAUUGACAGAAGUGUACUUUGGCGGAAACAACUUCACAGGCUCCAUUCCUCUUAGUUUUGGCCAACUCUCUGGGCUUCAUGUUCUAGAUCUUUCUAAUAAUUCAUUGGAAGGCAUAGUCUCUGAAUCCCAUUUCAUCAUGCUCGAUAAGUUAGAGAUACUAGACUUAUCCUUGAAUUCAUUGGUCUUGCAUUUUGCUCCUGAUUGGAGUCCAGUUUUCCAGUUGGACUAUAUAUUGUUAGCAGGAUGCAAUGUGGGCCCAUCUUUCCCAAAAUGGAUUCGAACUCAGAGAAAUUUCUCAAUUCUUGAUCUGUCUAGAGCUAAUAUAGCAGAUGAAGUCCCAGCCUGGUUGUGGAGUGUGUCCCUGUCAUUAGGCAUCUUAUACCUUCCUCACAAUCAAAUUACUGGUUCUGUUCCAAGUCUCUCAUCCACUUUGAUCCAAUAUAUAGAUCUUAGUAACAAUAGCAUCUCAGGUCCCAUUCCAUUGUUUUACUCCAAUGUUCAACUUAUUCAGUUGAGUGGAAAUACAUUCUCUGGUUCAAUUUCAUCCAUUUGCCAAGCCCGCCACGGGCUGAUUGGUGUCCUUGACCUCUCAAACAAUCAGUUGGCGGGAGAGGUUCCCAACUGCUGGGAGAACAUGCCAAACUUGCACAGUCUCAAUUUGGCUAGCAACAGUUUUUGGGGUGAAAUUCCCCACUCUUUGGGGUCCCUAAAUCAUCUCGUUGCUCUGCAUUUGCGCGAUAAUAGUUUGUCUGGAGAGUUUCCUUCCACAUUGAGACGUUGCCAAAAGUUGAGGUUGAUUGAUGUUGCACUGAAUGAGUUAACAGGGAAUAAACAAAUUGCAUGGCAGUAUUCCUGCUGA
This is a messenger RNA of Salvia hispanica, 1065 nucleotides long. The record is from RefSeq and is a predicted model, not a curated record. NCBI's taxonomy places the organism in Eukaryota, Viridiplantae, Streptophyta, Magnoliopsida, Lamiales, Lamiaceae.